Molecule: messenger RNA, 2697 nt
Organism: Anopheles aquasalis
Lineage: Eukaryota; Metazoa; Arthropoda; Insecta; Diptera; Culicidae
Gene: Elovl7
Product: ELOVL fatty acid elongase 7
Biological process (GO): sphingolipid biosynthetic process; fatty acid elongation, polyunsaturated fatty acid; very long-chain fatty acid biosynthetic process
Cellular component (GO): endoplasmic reticulum membrane
Molecular function (GO): fatty acid elongase activity
Source: RefSeq, a predicted model, not a curated record
UUCGUUCCCAGCAUACGCCGCGAUACGCCACCGAAAGGGGUUAGCGAUCGCGGAAAAACCCAGCGAAAAGCUCAACGCAUUAACAGCUAAUCAGCAAAAAAAAAAACAGUGGGCACUUCAACCGCAACAGCAGCAACACUUGGCAUUGUUCUUUUUUUGUGAUUGGUGAUUGACAAUCAAACGGCAAACGGAUCUUGGAUCCACGGCGGAUACUACCAACGUAGUGAAAGAUCGUACCAGUUCUGUGCUAGGAAGAACUUUGGUGCAUCCCUUACGAAAAGGCGUUGGCCGACCGAUUGCAUUGCUGUUUGCUGUAUUUGCCGUCGUGAACGUGAACGGGAGCGCCCUUCUGCAACUCAGCAUUUCCCAGCUCGAUUCGGCCGGUUAAUAAACUCCAGGUGUCCCCCCAGUGUGUGUCUGUCCGCCCGUGUGUAUGCGUUUGUGUGCCUUGGUGUGAUAUCAAGUUCUGGAGACGCGGAACCAAUUGGCAGAUUGCCGGUGUUUUCGGUUCGGUGUUUCUAGGUUUGGAGGUUUACCAGUUCCGUCGACAACGUACUCCUAGCACACGAGGACACGCCGUUGAGUCUUUGUUGGUGUGUCUGGCGGCCAGUUUAGUGCAUUUAACAUUGUUUAGAAAGGACUAGCGAGAGCGUGCUCUCUUUCGCCUUCCAGUCACACUCUGCACAGAACGAUGGAGCUGAUCACAAACGUACAGGCGGGCUGGCGGUACCUGAUGGAUGAGGUGUCGGAUCCGCGGACGCGCGAUUGGCCUCUGAUGAGCUCCCCUUUUCCCACCAUGGCUAUCAGCUUGUGCUAUGCCUACAUCGUGAAGAUCCUCGGACCGAAGCUGAUGGAAAAUAGGAAACCAUUCGAACUGCGGAAGGUGCUGAUCGUCUACAACUUCCUGCAAGUGCUCUUCAGUACGUGGCUGUUUUACGAGGCGUGUGUUUCCGGAUGGCUCGCUGGGUACAGCUUGCGCUGCCAACCCGUCGACUACUCGUACUCGCCCCUUGCCCUGCGGAUGGCAUCCGGAUGCUGGUGGUACUACUUCUCCAAGUUUACCGAGUUCUUCGACACGUUCUUCUUCGUGAUGCGUAAGCGGUACGAUCAGGUGUCGACGCUGCACGUCAUCCACCACGGAAUUAUGCCCAUGUCUGUCUGGUGGGGUGUAAAGUUUACUCCAGGUGGUCACAGCUCUUUCUUCGGUCUGCUGAAUACCUUCGUGCACAUCAUCAUGUACGCGUACUACAUGCUGGCCGCGAUGGGACCGAAGGUUCAGAAGUAUCUCUGGUGGAAGAAGUAUCUCACCGUGCUGCAGAUGGUCCAGUUCAUCCUGGUCAUGGCACACGCCUUCCAGCUGCUGAUCUGGAACGACUGCAACUAUCCGAGCGCGUUCGCCUACUUCAUCGGUGCCCAUGCCGUCAUGUUCUACUUCCUCUUCUCGAACUUCUACAAACAGGCGUACGCGGUGCGAAAACAGGCCAAGAAGGAAAAGGAUGAAAAGAUGGCCCUGGCCAACGGUAACGUGGAGGGUGUACCGAACAAGAACAUCAGCACCAGCAGCAACAACAACAACAACAACGUGAAUGGAAAGCCCGACUUUUACCAGACCAUCGAUAAGACCGUCGAGGACAGCUACUCGACCACGCGACACCGAGCAUUCGUCGGCUUCGGCAGUAACUAAGCGGCACUUUGAGCGCGAAAUUGAUAACCGUAAUGUGAUCUUUUCACGCAAUUGGGCGCCUCACUCGGUACCACCUCUCUAUUCUCGCCUUCACCGUCCCAAAUCGGCGAUCCCGUUCCGGCUGGCGAUCCACGCUUCCGCAUAUACGACGAUCACAAACUCCAUCCCGUUAUGCUGCCAGUGAUCGCCCAUCAAUGUACUGAGAAUAUUCUUAAACUGAUACGGAUGUAAGAACCCGCGAGCGAGAUUUGCAUCCGAAUGUAGUAUUGUAAGUCACUGUUCUGCACUCUCGCGCACGCUCGUCCUCGUCCGGAACUAGUACGCUGCGUUGCACUUUCGUACUUCUUUCCUCUCUUUUUUUUUUUGGUAUUUACCCUUUAAUGCAAAUUUGGUGGUGAUUGUGUAACUUCUUUUACUGCAGCUUUCACUCACUGUCGUUCUGCGACACACGGCGUGCAAGUUUGAUCAACCCUUUGCUCACUCGAUCGAUAAGACGAUGCUCAGCGUGAGGCAUCCAGGGGGGGGGAGGAAGAACAAAAACACGGAAUGGUAGGGUAAUUAACAUACCUAGACUUUAGACCAGCGUCUACACAAAAAAUAGCAACUAGAAUAGCAUAAGCUAGUGUAUAAGGAGACCGCGUGAGAAACGAGGAAAGGGUAGAGGGAAGGUGCUAGUGAUGUAAGGAACGGGCAAACGAACCGCUUAGCGAUGGUGCCUUUGCCACUCGCGCUGCAGCCUUGGUUUAGCCUUUUAAGAGAUUUCUUGUACUGCUCCUGUACGCAGGACGAUCAUUCUCGCCGGGAUCGAUCGGAUGAGGAAUGCUUGCCCGCAUUUCAAUUCGCCGAAUGGAGCCGAGCCACUCCUCGUCGCUGCAAUCAAAGAUAUGACUCGAUACCGCGAGGGUAGGUUUUUGACGAUCUUCAUCGUAAUCGUGCACACCAAUCAAAUCAUCAUUUCAUUUUAUGAUUUUGUAAUAAAUUGAUCGACAAUAAAUACAUCGAAGAAACCUGUA